Molecule: messenger RNA, 2232 nt
Organism: Phyllopteryx taeniolatus (common seadragon)
Lineage: Eukaryota; Metazoa; Chordata; Actinopteri; Syngnathiformes; Syngnathidae
Gene: pdlim2
Product: PDZ and LIM domain 2 (mystique)
Exons: 10
Coding region: 305-1399 (364 amino acids)
Biological process (GO): actin cytoskeleton organization; muscle structure development; heart development
Cellular component (GO): Z disc; adherens junction; stress fiber
Molecular function (GO): muscle alpha-actinin binding; actin binding
Source: RefSeq, a predicted model, not a curated record
CAAAGCAUUUAUUUUGGUCGGAGCACAUGGCAGCGAGAGCUGGUCCCUGUGAGAAGGUCCGGCGAGCAGCCACAGGUGGAGACAGAGUUGACGCUUGCUAGCACCGGACUACAACAGCUCACUCUGCGCCAGUUGGUGCUUCUAACUUGGCGGAGGACUCGUCCUAAGUUUAUUUGUUGAAAACACUUGCUAGUUUUGUUUGUUUUUCUUCCUCUCUCGCAAAUAGUCCACAGGUGGAGACGCCAACGCGCACUGCCCUAAAACUUCUCUCGGUUCUCAAGACUCCAUUGAUCCAGCCUGAUCAAUGGCACUGACCGUGAACUUGAUUGGUCCAUCGCCCUGGGGCUUCAGAAUAGUUGGAGGAAGGGACUUCAAAAAGGCCAUAACUGUAUCUAAGGUCAACGGAGGCAGCAAAGCAGAGCAAGCAGCUCUCCAACCAGGUGACGUCAUCUUGGCAAUCAACGGGGAAAAUACUGCUGACAUGCUAAAUGCAGAGGCCCAGAACAAAAUCAAGAACUCCAAGACUCAUCUGCAGCUGAUGGUGGAGAGGCUUGAACUUUCCAGCCCUCGGCAGACAAAUGGGAUCAGCACCCCUGAACAGCUUACUGGGCGCUUUCAGGAAGCAGUAAUAGUAAGUCGAGAUGAGAACCAGAACUACAGAGAGUACAGCAUAUCCAGCCCUGCAUCGCUGUCACCUGUGCCGUAUUCACCACAACCUCCCAGCAGUCCUGAUGGCAAGAAGGAGAGGUUGACACCCAACACUAACAAGAGUGUCCAUCUGCGCUCAUGGUCGCCAGAGGAGAAGAGUCAUAGACUGUCCAGGCCACUUUCACAGGACUUCUCUCCGUCAGACUACAGAAAUAGUUCUUUGUCCAGCAGAACCCCGACCCCACCGGGACGCUACUCGCCUCAUAGUGCCAUUGAUCAGGACGUGCCCAUGUCUCCUCAUCGCAGUAGUUCAAGCUCUGAACCGGUCAUGCAGAAGUUUGACAAGGACUCCGAGGUGUACAAAAUGAUCCAGGAGAAUAAGGAGUCCCGCACAGCACCUCGUCAGUCCAACACCUUCAAAAUGCUGCAAGAAGUUCUGGAGGCCGACGAGAAAGAGGCAGCAUUGAAGUUCCCGGGAAAGUUAUCGCCCAAUGUUCCGAAACCAAGCGCACCUGUGGGAGGAGUCAGCAAAUACCACACCUGUGAGAAGUGUGGCACCAGCAUUGUCACGCAGGCCGUGCGCAUCGUGGACGACCGCUUCCGCCACCCCGAGUGCUACACGUGCACGGACUGCGGCCUGAACCUCCGCAUGAGGGGUCACUUCUGGGUGGGCGACGUGAUGUACUGCGAGAAGCACGCCAAGCAGCGGUACCAAGGUCCGGCCGGCUCGCCGCUGUCCCCUCGCCACUGAGCGGUCCAACGUCCGCCACAUCGGACCCUCUUACAGACAAUGGGAAGGGAUCAACAAUGUGGCAGAAUUUCCUUUUCUCAUCACAUUUAAGUGUUUGGCAAUACUGUAUUAGCCUUCACUUAAUGUUCUUUAAUGACAAUUUGGGGAGUUUUUCCAUGUGGCACAUCCCAGUCAUUGUUGAUUUAUUUCUAAAAAAAAAAAAACAAACAAAAAAAAAAAUAUAUAUAUAUAUACCUUCCAUGAGUCAGUCCAUAUCCGUCACAUGUACUGAGGCCACCUUUACAAACACAGCAAAACUUUAAACAUUUCUACGACUCUUUUGACUCUCCAGGAUCUGGAUAAUCAUUCAUAAAACAAUACUUUGAUAAUACAAAGGGACCAAAUUGGACCUGAACUGCACACCAUGUGCUGUGUGUGUUUGUGUGCACGUGAACGAGAGGGUGACAAAAAAACGUGCUACGUUGACUAUUGCAGACUCGAAUGAAUUAUUUUUUUAUUUUAUUUUUUUUUUGCGCUAGGCCAGCAACAUGUUCUAUAUCUCUUUGUAAACAGAAUUGAAUAAGAGGCAACAAAAUAUGUAGUUGCUGACUUUUGCUGUUGUUGCCAAUGAGGGAUUUUUUUUUUUUUUUCAAUAUACAAUGAUUUUGGAUGUUUGUGUGAUUGAACUGUAUUCUAUAAUAUAUAUAUAUAUAUAUAUAUAUACACACACACUAGUUACUAUGCAUAAGGUAUGCACAGGACAUUGAGUGUGGAAAAAAAUAAGUGAUAUUGUAUUUGCCAUGCAGUUGGAGCAGCACUCUGCAUGUGGCACUUAAUAAAUUGCACAACUUGAA